Molecule: messenger RNA, 1273 nt
Organism: Erigeron canadensis
Lineage: Eukaryota; Viridiplantae; Streptophyta; Magnoliopsida; Asterales; Asteraceae
Product: palmitoyl-monogalactosyldiacylglycerol delta-7 desaturase, chloroplastic-like
Exons: 5
Coding region: 100-1011 (303 amino acids)
Biological process (GO): lipid metabolic process
Cellular component (GO): endoplasmic reticulum membrane
Molecular function (GO): oxidoreductase activity, acting on paired donors, with oxidation of a pair of donors resulting in the reduction of molecular oxygen to two molecules of water
Source: RefSeq, a predicted model, not a curated record
ACUAGUAUAAAACCCCGAUUCAUAUACCCCCUUUACAUACAACCCAUUCAAAACAAAAAAAAAAACAAAAAACUUGUGUAACCAACAGGAUAUAUAAACAUGUCAGGAAAUGCAAAAAUACUGUUAUCUGAUGUGGUCCUUACGACGAAGAGGCGAAACAUCUUCUGGGGACGCAAAUGGAGCAACAUGGAUGUUUGGAUGGCUGGAGGGAUUCUAAUUGUUCAUAUUCUCGCGGGUUUUGCACCAUUUAUGUUCACUUGGAAUGCUUUCUUGGCUGGCUUUUGCGCAUACGUGUUGAUGGUCAUGGGUAUCAGUGUCUCGUAUCACCGUAAUCUGUCGCACCAUAGUCUCAAGCUACCCAAGUGGCUUGAGUACUUUUUUGCUUAUCUUGGAGCCCUAUCUCUCCAGAGGGAUCCAAUAUUUUGGGUGAGCAUUCAUAGAUAUCACCAUAAAUAUGUUGAUACCGAAAAAGAUGCACACUCUCCCAUCUUUGGGUUUUGGUUUAGUCAUAUGGGAUGGCUCUUUGAUAGUGGCUACAUUAUUGAAAAGUAUAAAGAGCGUAACAAUGUAGAAGAUUUGAAGAGUCAAGCAUUCUAUAGGUUCCUUAGAAGAACUUAUUUAUACCAUAUAAUAGCGUUCGCGGCCCUUGUUUAUGCUUUUGGUGGAUUCACCUAUCUCGUAUGGAUUGUGGGUGUUGGCACCACAUGUACUUACCAUGCAAUAUGGUUAGUGAAUUCAGCCAGUCACAUAUGGGGAUAUCAAAGUUGGGACACCGGUGAUCUCUCAAAAAAUAAUUGGUGGGUGGCAUUGCUUAGUUUUGGUGAAGGAUGGCAUAACAACCAUCAUGCAUUUGAAUAUUCAGCUCGACAUGGGUUUGAGUGGUGGCAAAUUGACCUUGGUUGGUAUGUCAUAAGGUUUCUUGAAGCAUUGGGGUUAGCCACUAAUGUUAAGUCGCCAUCUGAAGCUCACAAACUUAAAAAAUCAUUUGCUUCUACUAACAAGCACAAAUGAUAUAUAUCAACUCAUCACUUCAUCCAGCUAGCAUGUCAUAUAUAUCUCUUUGAAUCAUAUAUAAUUUCUUCUAUUUAAAAUGUGAAAGAAGGAUCAAUAUAAUUAAGUAUUUUGUGUGAGUAGACACUCAUGUGUGUGCAAUAAUUUCUUUGUAGACACUCAAAGGUGUUAUUGGAUUGGUUAAUUGGUUUGUUUUCUUUUUCUUUUUUUUUUUUCUUUUUUUAUGGAUUUGGCAAAAUCCAAAAUGGUUGUGAUGCGUGUA